This is a messenger RNA of Mangifera indica (mango), 714 nucleotides long. Its product is annotated as actin-depolymerizing factor 10-like. The transcript is spliced from 3 exons. Gene Ontology annotation, biological process: actin filament depolymerization. Gene Ontology annotation, molecular function: actin filament binding. The coding region runs from base 122 to 541 and encodes 139 amino acids. Lineage: Eukaryota; Viridiplantae; Streptophyta; Magnoliopsida; Sapindales; Anacardiaceae. Gene Ontology annotation, cellular component: cytoplasm; actin cytoskeleton. The record is from RefSeq and is a predicted model, not a curated record.
GAUUGCAAAACAAGUUCCUUUAUGCGCCAUCAUAAUCAGAUUUUACUCUUUGUUUCAUAUCACUGAGACUUCUUUAGCUUGAUCUCCUUAUUUAUUCGUAUCAGGGAUUUUCAAUCUCUAAAUGGCGAAUUCGGCGUCUGGGAUGGCUGUGCAUGAUGAGUGCAAGCUGAAGUUCUUGGAGCUUAAAGCAAAGAGGAACUAUCGGUACAUCGUGUUCAAGAUCGAUGAGCAGAUUCAACAGGUGACUGUUGAGAAGGUCGGAGGCCCAGAACAAACCUAUAACGAUUUCACUAAUUCAUUGCCUGCAGAUCAAUGUCGCUAUGCUGUCUUUGAUUUUGAUUUCACCACUGAUGAGAACGUGCAAAAGAGCAAGAUUUUCUUCAUUGCCUGGGCGCCUGACACAUCAAAGGUGAGGAGUAAGAUGGUUUAUGCAAGCUCCAAGGACAGAUUCAAGAGGGAAUUGGAUGGCAUUCAGGUGGAGUUGCAAGUAACAGAUCCUAGUGAGAUGAGUAUGGAUAUCAUCAAAGGCCGUGCCAUCUGAGUCCCAGAGACCGAAAUAACCAUUGCUUUUCACUCCAGUUGUUUCACUUUGUUGUGUGUGGGCUUGAUUUGUGAGAAUUUUUGUCUACAAUAUUUGGUCGAUUUUAUUAUUUCCUAUUAGAUUUGUUGUCACUUAUUUUUUCAAUUGGAAUAAAGACAUUGAGUGCUUUUUUC